GAGAGAGAGAGAGAGAGAGAGAGAGAGAGAGAGAACGAAAGAAGCGUCGACCCACCGACUGUCAAAAACGGGCGUCGCGCGACGAGGUCGUCGGCCUGCCGGAAGUCGUCCGACAUUUUAGCAGUGGCAAAAGGAGCGGAGACCACGCAGGUGUCCACGUGUGAACCACUAUAGUCAUCGGCGACCAUCAACCACCACCACCACCACCAUCGUCAUCGCCACCUACCACUACCUCUACCAUCGGCAGCAUCGCCACCACCACAGUUACACCGCCGUUACACCCACCCGCGCGCGACUUUGAUCGUCGCGCCGCGGAUCCGCUUCCUCGGCCGUCGUCGCGUUCCGCCGAUCCCCGCGCGCGGGAGAGAGAAGGAAGGAGGAGAGACGGCGGUUACACUCGAGAGUUUCACGGCCGCGACCCGAUUGCGAUCGGCGAAAGGAAAGAAGGCUCGCGAGAAGAGAGCGAAGAGAGGCAGUAAUCUUCGCGUGCCUACGUGCGUGUGUCGUGCGUGCGUGCGUGCGUGCGUGUGAUCGGAACUCGCGCGCGUCUCUCUCCGUCGCGCCGCCGCGCGCUGUGCGCCUCGCCGUGUCGGUGGUCGCACAGUGCUUGCGCGUCGUGCCGCGCCGCGCGUGCUACUCGUCCUUCUCGUUCCUGUGUGUCGUCAUCGCGCAGCGUUCUCUCCCGCGUUCGACAAAGAAAGCGCGCGAGCGCGUGCUGAACGAGCGCGCUCUCUCGUACAUCCCAGUGACAGCCCACGACGCCGAUAACCGCCGUUCCCUGUUUCGCCUUCAGUGCCCGUUGCGACGUGAGUUCUUCUUUCGCCGGGAAGAGUACAUCCUAACAGACACACAUAUACAUACACACACACACACACGCGCGCAGCAUACACGCGUGCGUCCAGUUUUCGUUUCCCUCCGACCGUCUUCGCGAUCCCUCUUCCUGGUUUCUCCCCCUGAAGUGAAGUGUUGCGACUGUUGAGCAGUGGUGAAACGUACGUGGUGCCGCGCGUUCUACGCAUACAUAUGCAUAUGUAUAUGCACGAGUAUAUUCGUAUCGUCAUCCAGUGUUCGCGACCGUGCGGCUCGCGCGUGUGUUGAGUUUUCUUGUUUUCUUCACCGACCGGACCUACCUGCCUGCCUGCCUGUCUGUCUGCCUGCCUCCGCCCCCCUCCACGAAUCAGUCUCUCUCACACAACACAUACAUACGUACACAUACACGCACGCUCUCUCUCUCCGUUACACUCGGCCUCGCCAGCGUGUUUUCGAGUAUCGUCCGCGACGACGACGACGACGAGGAGGAGAAGAAGAAGAAGCUGACGGCGAGUGCGGCAGACAAAGAGAACACGUUUCUGCACCGUGGGCGACACGCAUCUCCAACGCGUAUUCAAGGUAUCAUCGCACCGCCCCGCCGCCGACACAGCAUGAAGGCUGACAGCGACGCGAAGUGACCGGGCCCUUUCGUCCUCCCCCCCUACCCACCCACCCUCUUUCCGAAAUACGCUGUGACGAGCGGAAAAACGAAGGCUGAAUCCUCCGACUAUAUACAUAUAUAUUUAGAGAAGAAGAGAGAAAAUAACGGGAAAGAACACAAGAAGCAGAGAAGGAGAGAGUGAGAGAGAAAGAGAGGACCGCAACGGAUCACCGCCAAAAGCUAGUAGAAUUUUAGCCGCGAAGCGUGAAAGAGCGUGAAAGAGCACACGAGCGAGAUAAAAAAUACAUAUAUAUAUAUAUAUAUGCACAUAUAUAUAUAUAUAUAUGUAGGAAAAAGAGGAAGAAGCCAGAGAGUGAUAUAUAGGAAACAUAGUGAGAGAAAGAAGAACGAGAGGAAAACCGGAAUAUAUAUAUAUAUAUAUAUAUGUAUAUAUAUGUAUAUAUAUACAUAGUUAUAUAAAUAUAUAUGUAUAUAUAUAUGUAUAUAAAGGCGACUCGUGAGCGUGCGUGUAAAUAAGAGCUAUUUUUCGUAUGAGAGCGAGAAGAGAGGAGGCGGCCUGGCCGGAGAGAGAAGCAAGGAACGACACGUUCGAGCAUCCUCGAUAGACGAGAGAAGAUUUAAGGUGCUCCUCCUGAAGAAGAGAGCCGUCGUCGAGUGGAAGGAAAGAAGCAAAGGAAGAGGAGGAGGACGACUACGACCACGACGACGACGACGGCGACGACUACGGGGACGACGGGGACGACGCGCGGCAGAGGCAACGGUGGAACGAAAGGAUACACCGUCACGGUUGUUUGGACGUUGUUUCGAUGCUCUCCAGCCCGGAUCGCUGGCGUUUCUCCCCUUUACAGAGGAGAUACACUCGCGGAGACUGACCGGGCCGAUAUCCCGUAGAAAUCGCCGAGAGAAAGAGAGAGAGUCCCGUUUGCCAGGCGGCCGGAAGGAUACCGAAAGGGUGCCGAAGGCAGAGAGGAGAAGAAGGGUGGAAGAAGAAGGGGGUGAGAGAAAAGAGGAGAGGAGAGGAGAGGGAGAGAGAACGAUCGUGCGGCAUCGAGAGGACUGGCUGGCUCCAUGUUGUGAGCGUCUGAGGACUGCCGAGGGCAGCAACGAAAGGGCGGGGUAGGGUGUCGCCGUUAUGGAGUACGGUGGCGGGGGCGGCGGGGGACGCGGAGGCGUCCAGCCACCCUCCGCGGGGGCGAGGGGCAUCGCCGGCACCGACACUACCGACGCUGCGUGGCACAAACACGAGCAGAUGAUGCUCAUGGAGUCCAGGCACAAGCAACAAUUGAGCGGGAGGCCAGGGACCGGCGGUGCGCCCCUUUACGGACGUUUGGUGGCCGAGGAACCCAUGCCCCCCGCGGUAUGCGGCGGGGGUGGUGCCACCGGCGGCGGGGCGGCCGGCGGGGUUUCGCAGGAGACCCCCUCGGACAUUCACGCCAUGCAGGCCAGGAUACCCCACAGGUUUCGCGAUCCAGCGACGGCGCCUCUCAGGAAACUCAGCGUCGACCUCAUCAAGACGUACAAGCACAUCAAUGAGGUUUAUUAUGCGAAGAAGAAACGGAGAGCUCAGCAGAUGCAAGGGGAGGAUGGCUCGCAUAAAAAGGAGAGGAAACUCUACAACGACGGCUGGGAUGACGAUAAUCACGAUUAUAUCAUCAAGAAUGGGGAAAAGUUCCUCGAUCGAUACGAGAUCGAUUCGUUAAUAGGUAAAGGCAGUUUCGGCCAGGUAGUAAAAGCGUUCGACCACGAGGAGCAAACGCAAGUGGCAAUAAAAAUCAUCAAGAACAAGAAGCCUUUUCUAAAUCAAGCGCAAAUCGAAGUUAGGCUAUUGGAAAUGAUGAACAGAGCGGAUACCGACAACAAGUAUUAUAUAGUUAAACUGAAGAGGCAUUUUAUGUGGCGGAAUCACUUAUGUCUGGUAUUCGAGCUGCUAUCGUAUAAUCUAUAUGACCUACUUAGAAAUACGAAUUUCCGAGGAGUGUCAUUGAACUUGACGAGAAAGUUUGCACAGCAACUGUGUACUGCCCUCUUGUUCCUGUCUACGCCGGAAUUGAACAUCAUUCACUGUGAUCUGAAACCCGAAAACAUCCUUUUGUGCAAUCCCAAACGAAGUGCGAUAAAGAUAGUCGACUUCGGUAGUUCGUGUCAACUUGGACAAAGAAUAUACCAGUACAUUCAGUCCAGGUUCUACAGAUCUCCGGAAGUCCUGUUAGGAAUACCUUAUGACCUCGCGAUAGACAUGUGGAGUCUGGGAUGUAUUUUAGUAGAAAUGCACACGGGAGAACCUCUGUUUAGUGGGGCCAACGAGGUCGAUCAAAUGAACAAAAUCGUAGAAGUACUAGGAAUGCCGCCGAAACAUAUACUGGACCAAGCGCACAAGGCGCGGAAGUACUUUGACAAAGUCCCCACGGAUGGCUCGUACGUGCUGAAAAAGUCCAAGGACGGUAAAAAAUACAAACCUCCCGGCACGAGGCGCUUGCACGAUAUUCUAGGUGUCGAGACUGGCGGUCCCGGCGGUAGGAGGAUAGGGGAGCCGGGUCACUCGAUUUCCGAUUAUCUCAAGUUUAAGGACCUAAUAGUACGGAUGUUGGACUUCGACCCGAAGACGAGGGUGACGCCGUAUUACGCGCUUCAGCACAACUUCUUUAAAAGGACAGCCGAUGAGGGGACCAACACGAAUAUCGCUGCUGCUAACAGUGCGAGCACGAGUCCGGCAGUGGUGUCGAUGAGCCAGGAUCACGGACUGGUAACUAUGUCGGGACAGGGCAGCGGCGGCAGCAGCAGCGGCGGCAGUAGUCUGCAGAUGCAAGCGUCGAGUCUACCUGGUGGCUACCAGCCCAUGGACUGCGAGUCCUCGCCCCGUCACUCGGGAAGUCGGCGUGCCAUAACAACGGGCUACCCGUCGACGUCGUCAGCCACCGGGGGGGUGCCCGCAUCGUCCGCCCCGAUGUCCAUGCAGUCCAUGGACAGCUCCCUGAUACAGAGCUCUCUCGGAUCGUACAAUAGCCUAAUUCUUCCCGGUAUACCCCAUCUGCCUGCGAUAAUGACCUCGCCGAUGAUUCAGCAGCAGAACUUCUACAACUACGGCUACUCGACGACCGACACGCACGGGAUGGUUAGACAGCCAUCGACAGUGUCGACUAGUAACCAGCGAGAUCCUGAGAGAGAGGAUAGCCCGAUGGUUGGAGUGUGUGUCCAACAGAGUCCGGUCGCUAUCCACUGAGAUGGGGAGGAGAGGGAGAGGAGGGAAGAGAGAAAGGGGUGAGAGAGAGAAAGGAGCAACCGACGGUGGGUGGACAAUACAGCUCGUCGCGAUCGCAGGACCGUGAAGAACAAUCUUAGCCGAUUGAUUGAUUGCGGAUGGAGCUCGUGGCAUGCUUCGAAUGUUUAUCGUGGCGUCGACCGACGAAAGGACGAGAGAUGAGAAAGGACGGAGAAAGAGAGAGAGAGACGGUAGGCGAAACAUCUCGGAGUCGUUCCCCCCGACGCUGCUUUCUCAGCACAGAGUCAAACGACACGCGGUAUCGCGCGCGACACCGACGCGUCAACUUGUUGGAUUCAACCAAUCUUUCGGAUACGUUGGUUUGGCCGAACAAUUCUGAAAAUACACCGAGAAAAAUCUCCCAAGAAGAAAAUCCCAAAAUUCACCGCAAGCUACAGGAGAAGCCCCGGAUCUCUGUCUCUCUGUGCCGAGAGACAACAGAAGCGAGGAAGUGCUCUAGAACAAAAGCUCGGCAGCGUUAAAACGACUACGUGCGCGAACGACAAGUCCAACGUGUGGAGAAGAACGCAAGAGGAGGAGGAACAGGAUGUAAGGAGGAGAGCGAAAGUGCGAGAGGGAAAUUUCCGUUUCCAUUACGUUGCUGUAUUUUUUCGUAUUUUUUACUGAGCUGACUGGCCCUACACAUUGGGCACGGAUAAAUGCGUGUAUACACGAGGAAGAUUAACGAAGAGCUUCGAGCACGGACAGACAGUAAUGGUCUAGUGAGGAUGAACCCAGCUGGCCUCUCGGGUCCUGCCCGAUUCCACAGACUUACUCUGCAAAACUGCGGUUUUAGCGUUAAAAUGCAGCUGAGCAGAAAACUUUCGGCAACCAAACUGUGUGGCCUAGAGAGCUAAAAAGUGAUAAUUACUAUUAUUACCGCAUAAAAAAAAUGGAGAAAAGUAAGAAUUACCAAUGUAAGCAUGUACUCCAAUAGAGUUUUAUACACGAUGUCACGAAUGUAAACGGUUUAGCAUGUACUUGCGAGCAAACCAGUCUCUCUCGCGUCGACUGUUAGUUAUUUGUACAAUACACUUAGGUGAACGAUAAGAGUGCAGCUUUAGGGUUUAGCUUUUAAGUGUGAGAGGAGUUAAAAAAAAGAACACACACACACGGACAUUGUAAACUCGACUCUUUUGUUUACUUUAAUGGAAAACAAAGGAUGUUGCAAACGUCAGUUUGUUGCUAAACAAGGACUUUAAACAAACGAGGUUUGCACGGCUUAACAACAAUACAUAUUUAUACAUAAAGAAAAAAAAAAGCAGUAAUAAGAAAGUUAAAAAAAAGCAGCAUACACGUAAGAUCGAUCAAGAAUGGUAUAAUCAUACGAGAAACCUAGAUACUUUAUAAUAAACAAUACGCGCGUACUCGCAUACAACACACGUUUCCAACGCCAAUCGUCAUUGAUUUUUGCCGUUUGUGCUCCGAUGGUUGCUGCGCUUAUGCCAUUCGCACCAACUCGUAACAAUAUAUAGCUCCCCUUUCGUUUGUUAUACAGAAGACUUACGCAAGCAUGAUUUUUAUUCGGCCAAAUGUUUUUUUUUAAUCUCGGUUAAAAUACGAUUCCUUUUGAUUAUUUAUGUCGACUGUACAUCUAUAUACGUACAUAUAUUGUGACUAGAUGACGAAUAAAGGUAGAAACUUUGAUCUUUUUUUUUUUUCUUUUGCUUAUUAUCGACAGCCACACGAACGUUUUGUCAUUAAGCUACCAAUCGUAAGUGUAGUAUAGUACCUGAAGGCAGACCAUUAAAAAACGCAACCUUAAUAAAACCCUACAGAAUCCAGAUGUUAAAAAGGAAAAAAAAUAAAAGUUAUGACUUUUAAUAGAAACUAAAUAAUAAUAUACGCUGUAAAGAAAGAGAAAUCUUAAAGAUCUUAAAGAAUUAUGCAUGUUGCUUUUCUGUAAUCACGAUAUAGCAAAAUGCGGAAAUACCAAGUCCGUUUAACGAGGUAUAUUUUAUAUUUGCGGCUUUUAUAAUUCCAUACAAAAAAAAAAAGAAAAAGAAAGGAAAGAACACUCCGCGGGGACCUAAGAUAUAGAUGAUAAUUUAUCUUUAUGAUGUUUACUGUAUUCUCUAUAUGAAACAAAUUUGAUAUUCUGUUGUCGGAUCGUAUCGUGAUUUACUAUGGCUAUUUUAGAACGUUCUAGAUUCAUUUUGUCGCUUUUCAAGGUCUCCGAUGACUUUUUACGGUAAAUGAAGCUGCAUGUAUAAUUCCAAAUGUAAUAGUCAUCUUUAAUAUUUUAAUUGCGAUCUUCUUUAUUUCUUUAUUCUUUGUACGAAAAUUUUAAUGCGUAACUGCGACGGUAAAGCAACGUAUUUCGUCUGCAUGACUGCGACUGUUGUCAAAAGAGCUUGGCCAAAAAAGAUAUUAGACGACCAAAAGGAUUCUUACGAUGUAUUUUCUGGAAAAGUAACGAGAGAAAGAAAGAUAGAGAGAGAAAGAGAGAAAGAAAGCGUGCGAAAGGGAGAGAGAGAAAGAGAGAGAGAGAAAGAGGGGGAGAGAGAGCGAGAGCGAGAGACUCAUUGUGGAAUUUAGAUUUCAAUUCCUGUUGUAUUAGUUGUAAAUAUAUGAGAAAAUAUAACAUACUUUCGAGUAGCUGAGAAAAGUCUAACGUGUUUCACAAGCCAUUCGAUCUGCUAAGAAUCAUUUUCUUCGUGCGGCCUUUCGAAUGAUUUGUAUAUUUUUAUACACCUGAACAACAUAGAGAUGCAUUUGCAGAUACGUUUUAACGAAGAGGAUACACACGAGACAUUCUAUAUUGCAACUCAGAGAUGUUGAAGUUUGUUAUACUCGAAUUUAUUACUAAGUUACCGGGCGAAAACAAAUUUUCUAACAGUAAUCUAAUAAAAUGUAAGUCCCUGCGGGGCAAAUAGGAAAUACGAAGUCCACGAUACCACUUGUACCAUAAAUGUUUUUAUAUCGCAUUACGAGAUUUACGGCAAUCGGUGCUUAAGGUUAAAUUCGAAGAGUCGUAAUGAGUCUGUGUUGUGAUUAGAUAGCUCGAAAGCAAUGCUUGAAAAUAGAUAGAUUCACUGUGACAUAAAUGAAAUAUUACAGAAGAGAACAACCAGCUCUCCGGAAAUCGCAUCCAAAACGUAACGAGAUAUUACGUCGCACCUUACCUCAAUGACUUUUUAAUAAUUUCGGCAGUUGAAGUUUGUACAGGAUAUGAUUUGUUAGAAGAGUAGAAAGAGAGAGAGAGAGAGAAUGAGAGAGAGAGAGAGAGAGGGAGAGCGAUCGAGUGAGAAAGAAAAAGAGAGAGAAAGAGUGAAAGAAAAAUUAAACGACGCGGACACGCAGGAUUUUCUGUGAUAAAUCUUGAUGUUUCCGCGUAUCUUAUUGAACGGCAAAAAUCAGUACGCUCUAUAAGUAUAGACAAUGUGUGAUAUCACACGGGCCCUCUUCCGAAUUCACGAUGUUAACGCGCUGUGCUCACUGAUCCUGAGCUUGGUGUUCAUGUAACAUUUUCGCACGCAAAACCGUCACGUUCGAACUAAUAUACAGAACUAUUUUUUAUCAUAAACAAAAACUCGAAUCAUCUUCGCUCGACAUUUUCCACAUGAGAUAACGCGCGACAGGAUAUCACUUGUAGCCUUCUUCAUCGUCCGUAUUGCGAAGGUGAUACGUACGUGUAAAACCCGGGCAUCCUCUGUCCUUUCUCUCUCUCUCUCUUUCUCUCGGAGAGUCAGAGGAGGAUAAGAAUGAAAAAAAAGAAGAAAAAGGUAUGCACAAUUCGACCGAACGACGGACUCUUGGGCACAGCGCGUUGCGUUUGGCAAUGCAUUAAAGUAUCGCUCCUCAUUUUGACGAUUGUUGAUUUUAACCGAAUGAUUAAGUAUUGUUUGAUGGGAGAAAGAAAGAGAGAAUAUGUAUGUGUGUGUGUAUGUGUGAGUAAGAGUGAGAGGAGUGUGCAGAAGUGUGAUAGAUAAUCGGUGACUCUUAGACGAAUCUAAUUCUUGAUCACACCGGCUGACGAAGCAGCCGGCGGCGUCUAGGCGAUGAAAGCAAGAAGAAAUUUAGAGACGAUUUUUUCGAGGCGCGAGGCAAGGAUAAUAGCGUUGUUAAACAGCAUACCAACCGCGACACCAAGAUCCACGCGAGCACGAACAUGCGAUGCGUGUCGGACACAGCUGUGCGAAUUUCAUUUGCGCGAGGACGCGGCGAAAUGCGUUUCCAAUGUAACGUUCAAUAGCCUCCCAUGAAAGAGAAGAAAGAGAAGAAAAAAAAAAACAAAAUCCGAUGCGCAGGUCGAACUUUUAGACUACUUUCUUCUUUUUUAUUUUUCUUCUAGGAUCCUUUUCGCUUUCCCCAACAUACGCGCGUUCAUUUCGCUCAAGAGUCUCACUACCACCACCACCACCACUAUCAUCACCAUUAUCACCAUCACCACAUCACACCAUCACCUUCAUAUGACGAAUGAAUUUGUCCACUCAACAGCUGUCGUAAAAUGCAAAGUAUUUAAGCCAAUUAGCAGACAACAGAGAUGUAUACAUUUAAUAGCAUAAGAACCAGCCGUGAUUCAUGUUCCAAAUGAUUUGUCGUUGCAUUUUCGAGUACGUAUAGUUUCUUCUUUCUCCUUUCUCGUUCGCGAGAGAGUGAGAAACUCACUCAAUUGCACGUUCAAUUUGCACGAUGAACUAAAUUUGAGUCGUCUCUCGCUUUCCGACAAUUCCGACGAAUCGUUUCAACGCACUCCGUGAUUUUCAAUCACGCACACGCUCGUUAAUUAUCACAGCUCGACGCCUAUUACAGCCAUGACGAAUCUUUCCUUCGUGUGUGUGUGUGUACGCGCGCGCGCGCGCUUGCAUUUCCGACGGUGUAUUUUAGCGUGAAAUCUCACAGAUGCGCGAAACGCGAGCGGCGGAGCCCUUCGCUCCGAAAGAUCCGCUCGUGAGACGCGCGCCGACUUCAUUCGCGGGAUCUUUUUGGAACAUGUCGCGGCGGACGUAAAGUAAACCUAAGUUUCCUAACGUCAUGUGUAAAAGCAUUGUGUUCAGAAACAAAUAUACUAUAAUACGACUGAUGCGCCUGAGAGGCGACGUGCGAGCGUCCUUUGAGAAUUAAGCAUGAUAGAGAGUUGACGAUGUCUUGAUGUCUCGUUCGGCGAUGGCAUGCACCAAUCGGGACAAAAAAAAAUAUAUGGAAUGAAUGCGGAGAGAGAAAGAGAGAAAGAGAGCGUGAGCGAAAGAGAAUGAAAGAGAGGGAGAGAAAGAAUGCGAGAGAGAGAGAGAGAGAGAGAGAAAGAGAGAGAGAGAGAUGAAGAACGAAUUAACAAACAAAAAACCGAUUUAUUAAGAUGAAAAAAAAAUAAUUAACAAAACUCCAUACCGGAUGAAGAAAAAUGAAC
Molecule: messenger RNA, 10041 nt
Organism: Odontomachus brunneus
Lineage: Eukaryota; Metazoa; Arthropoda; Insecta; Hymenoptera; Formicidae
Gene: mnb
Product: serine/threonine-protein kinase minibrain
Exons: 9
Coding region: 2565-4652 (695 amino acids)
Biological process (GO): positive regulation of DNA-templated transcription; protein autophosphorylation; peptidyl-threonine phosphorylation
Cellular component (GO): nucleus
Molecular function (GO): transcription coactivator activity; protein serine/threonine/tyrosine kinase activity; protein serine/threonine kinase activity
Source: RefSeq, a predicted model, not a curated record